GUUCCAGCCUGGCCAACUUGUCCACCGGGUGGAUCACAAACUGAACCUCAACCACCAUCAUCUGCACCUCUUUGCCCGACACGCCCCUUGCUCAGCUUCAAGCUUCGACACCGACCACGUUCAGCAGUCGUGACGUUGGACAACGCGCUCUCCCAAACGACGCAAAACAUCCCGCCAAAAUCCACACGAAGCAACCCACGUCGGACUACACCUCCUCCCGAACACCGGGACCGCGAUAUCUACAACCUCACUUCAACCUCACAACCUCACAACCACAACCUCUCAAACCCCCCCUCAACCUCACACCCACGACACAAACAAACAACAUGUCCCUAAACCAACCAACGCCCCUCCUCCUCACAAAACGCCUAACCUCCUUCCUCGCCUCAAACCUAAACACCAACCUCCACACAGCCCUCCUCGCGACCCCCUCAGGCCGCCUCCUCGCCCACGCCUCCCCGCAGCCCGUCUCCCUCCUCCGCACCCAGUCCACCGUCGCCUCCUCCCUCUUUGCCCUCCACGCCUCCGCGACGCCCGACAUCCCCGACGCGCUUCCCUCUUCGUCUUCGUCGCCGCCGUCGUCGGCGGGUGCUGCUACCGCAAACACAGCUACAGAAGAUGGAGCAUAUGGAGGAAUCGGGGGAGCAGGAGCAGGUGGGAAGCCCCUCACGAUAACAGUCCAACUCGCCGCCGGUGUCGUCGUCAUCCGGAGACUAAAGUGCGGAUUGCUGUUUGUCUGUAUCGGGCCCCUUGCCGAGAACAUGGAAGCUCAACAACCUUCUUCUUCUACCGACCAACAUCACCACUUCCACGCGAACGCGAAUGCAAACGGCGGCGCGGGCACAGGCACACCCUCCCAGAUCCCCGCGUCCCCCUCGGAAGCAGACAGUAUCCUCAGCCUUGGCGCGCAGACGACGACGUCCCUCGCCAGCGUCGGGAGCGUAAACACCGCGGGUGUCGUGGUUCUGCGGCGGCACGCGGAGGAGCUGGCGAGGUGGUUGGAUGAUAAGCUUGGGAGCUUGCGGGUUCCCGAGGAGGGUGUUGGUGUGGAAUGAAGCUAUUGUGUCGACAUUUUGGCUUCUUUUUGUCUCGGGUAGGAAACGACGGGGACGCUGUACGAAUAGGGGCUCUGAAAUCUGGAAGGAUGAGUUGAGGUUGCAUGGAAUUUCCACAUCGAAUUAUCAGCAGGGGACGAAAGGGCGGGAAGCAUCACAGGCGUACACGGGCGUUUCGAGGGAAGAUACCACCGGCCGAGAAUUCACUAACCAUUCAUCUUCGUAAUCACUCUGGCAUGUACAGAUAUCUUGCUCAUUA
Molecule: messenger RNA, 1314 nt
Organism: Colletotrichum godetiae
Lineage: Eukaryota; Fungi; Ascomycota; Sordariomycetes; Glomerellales; Glomerellaceae
Exons: 1
Coding region: 327-1055 (242 amino acids)
Source: RefSeq, a predicted model, not a curated record